Molecule: messenger RNA, 7334 nt
Organism: Solenopsis invicta (red fire ant)
Lineage: Eukaryota; Metazoa; Arthropoda; Insecta; Hymenoptera; Formicidae
Product: cytosolic carboxypeptidase 6
Exons: 7
Coding region: 4864-6711 (615 amino acids)
Biological process (GO): proteolysis
Molecular function (GO): metallocarboxypeptidase activity; zinc ion binding
Source: RefSeq, a predicted model, not a curated record
UCACUCUCUCUCGUACAGUUUCGUACGCUCGUCCCUCUUUCCGCUCGUUUCGCGUUCCCAGUACUCCCACGGAGUAGUGGAAGGGGUGUGCGGAACAAGGUGCGGAGAGGUGAAGGGGCUUCAUCCGGAGGUCCCAGCCAAAGCCCGGGGGAGGAGGGCAUUCACCAGGGAACGCGUCGCCACCAACUACCACCACCACCACCACCACCACCACCACCACCACCACCACCACCACCACCACCACUACCACCACCACCACCACCACCACUACCACCACCACCACCACUAACCGACAUCCAGAAAAAUAUCCUCCGAGAUCGGAGGGAAAUUAGUUUACCGGAUCCUACAAAACGGCGUUUGUACGGAAUUAUCCCCCACCCGUCAAAUCAUUUCUCUAUGUGCCUUCUUUAUUUAAUUUACAUCUUAUCUUUGGAAAUUCGUUAGCCUCCUUCACUCUAUCUAGUUUUGUAAAAGAAACGAGGACAAAACGGAAAAUAACUUUACUAGCGGAUUAGCUGGCCUUUGUAUGGCCUGUUGUAUGGAGUAUAAAUACAUGGAAUCGCAGAGCGCAACUAUUUGAUCGUUCUUAUGUACAAUUAUUAUCAAUCAUUUUUACGAACAUCUUUUUUUCGUCACAAUCAUUCUCAAAUUUACAUUUAUAGCAAGAGAUUAUCGUCCUCACAAUCAUGCUUAUUUUAUACGUGGCAUUACGUCAUUCCCUGUGGUAACAGGACAUUAUCGUGUCUCAAUCCAUUUACUAUAUUGAUUUUAAAAUUCGUUGCGAACGAUGACAAAGGAACGAAUAAGUGAUCAAUGUUGUCAUCUCGUUCGUGAAAAUUGUCCGCAGAAAUGUCGUCUCGGAGUAAAGUUGCUACUCGUCCGCCCACCAUCUCUCGCUUCCUCCCCCCAACCUUAAGUUAUCCUCCCUCUCCCGAAGCUUAGUCAGGGGUAGAUAAGGUAGUCGUACACUUUACAGUCGUCUUACACGCUCAUCUACAAGAUGGAUAAAAUAUUGCAUGGAUCCAGGAAUAAGACUACAUGCGUGUUGCAGAGACACUCUGAGCACGUGUGCGUGUAUGUAUAUAUAUUUACCUAUUUUCCUCGUCCCUUCUUCCUAGGAGUUUCCUAAGCCAACCAGCGAAAUUACAAGGAAAAUAGAUCCUCGAGGCUACGCAGGAGUCGGAAAUGACUGACUGCUAACCAGAAUCUGAUUUAUAGCAUUUAAUUUUCGGUACCGACUAACGUACCUGACUAACUCUGCGAUUAGACGUUGUGGAAAACAAUUACACGAUGGGCAAUGCUCUUUUAUCGAUCUCCAAACUAAAAAUUUUAAUUUGGAGAAUUGAUUGCCAGUUAGCUCGUGUGCUAUCGAUUGAUUGAAAAAAUAACCACCGUUAUCUGGAGAAACUAGAUAACAAUAGUCACGCGAACUGGAUAACAAACGCCUACAUCACGCCUACACAAGACUUAAGAAUGUUCAACACAGUUUUCGGUGCUUAAAGGACGAGGCUAAGUUAAAAACGUCGCACUUUGGAUAUUCAAAUGGUUCACGCUCUUAAAUUAUUCAGAACGAGAUAAUUCUGUUUUACAGGGGAAUAAAAUACGUCAGCAAUAAACUAUAAAUAAAGAGUUCAUUGCGCCUUAAGUUCAGUCCUUCUCAAAGUAGACCUAUCGGUUAUCGUGCCAGUAUUUUUAUUUCUCCGUUUAGAUAUGUUCGUGUCAUCUAGCAGCUUAUCUGGAACAGUUUGUGGUGCAAGAUAACCGCGCGCGACUCGAGACGCAUAUUGCAUAUCGAUUCAACAAACCAAGGAAACCAGGAUGAACUCGGCGACGGUGUCGCCAAGUGCACAAAGUCGUUGCUCGCACGGUCCAGUCCGGAACAAGUCCCGGCGUGUCCCGCCGACAUGUCCGAAGAUACCGGUACGUAUGUUAUACACAAGUGCUCUUUAUACGCCUCCUUCGAAGCAGGUCUCGCGGAGCGCCCAUUCGUGACUGCACGCGCUAUCGCCAACCUGUCACGCGUCCCGUACACGUUCUCGAUGGAUCUCGCUCGCGAUCCGUCAGAUCGAUCGGAUCCACUUUGCGAGGGGUCACGCGAGGAUCAUCACGCGCUCGCUGAUUGCACCCUGACAUUUCCCAUCUCACCCUGGCUUGAAACUCUGCCCGGCAGAACGUAAGCGAACACCGAAACAGGAUGUCAAUCACUCGACCGAAGAGAUCGAGCUAGUUCUAAAGACGUAACAAUUGACGGCUUUUUCAAGCUACAUCGCGCACGCGACUGAAAGUUCCGUUAAUUAACUCAACGCGAAUUACAUACCGAUGAAGCAUAUGCGAGUUACUUGAGUUGCUAUUGUAUUGCCAAGUCAAUUUCCGGCAUAGUAUAUAUAAUAUCAAAAAUUAUUGCUCUUGUUAUUUUUCAUGUGAUAUUUGAAAUCGGUAGUUGAUUAUCGCUAGUAUUUCUUGUGAGACAAUACAAUAAUGCCUCAUCACAUUCAGAAGAUCUACGUUUCUUCCUUUGCAAGUGUUUAUUCAAGUCAUCACAAUUGUGAUGGAUUAUUAUCAUUACGAAAAGUGAGUGUGUAUUUCUUAAUAAUGUAAAAUAAUUUAAGACUCUGUAAAUUUUGUCAAUAUUUCCGACGUCUUAUCGAUUUUAACGUCGCGACCUCACGACGACGUUAUUGUCGUAGCAGUAAUUAAAACAGAACGGAGUGCGGGAGAUGGUCUUUGUUAUUUGAGUUAAGCGUGCAACAAAAAUUGUUGGAAAUUUAGCGUGAGUUUGCCGAUGUUAUAUUAUUGUGCGAUUUUCUUUCUCUUUCUCUCUUAUUCUUUCCCUUUUCCACCGUUGCCCGAGCUUUUCCAUGCUUUCUAUUUUUUUCCUCUUUUAAUUGCACGUUCCGGGCGCCAUUCCCGUCACUAUCCGAUUUUCCGCUCCAAGAAUUUCGCAAUAUUUCUUCAACGUAAUCGCAGUGAAAUAUAAUAGUCGUUUACUUUGGAAAAUUAAAAAUUUUUGAGCGGAUGUUGCAUUAUUAUUAAGAAAAAUAUAAUUUAUGUAACAGCUCCUACAAAUAUAAGUAUUAUAUGUACAGUAUGAGAAUAUAGUAUUUAAUUUAAAUUACUGCCAACAACAUUUUAUAUGAAAUAGUCCGUUCACUUAUUAAAAGCACUAUUUAAUCUCUUAAAUAUAUUACAAAAUGCAAGAAUGCAAAAACGCAUAAUUUCUUAAUUUUUUCCUAAUUUCAAAUAUAAAUUUCGCAAAGUAUGAGUUACAUGACUUUCGUCAAAUUAAUUAUUAAUAUAAUUAGUAGUUCAAGAUUUAUUAUUGAUAUAUUGUAAUUCUAUUCACCCACUAAACUUUAUUAUUCUACGAAGCAUUAAAUUAUUUAAAUAAUAUCUUAUCUGUUUUAUCUAUUUUAAUUUAUUUAGACUAGUGAGAUACAUAAGUUAAACCGAUGAGCGAAAAUAUCACAGUCAACAUUUUAUAUUUUAUUUUAGCUCAAACAUCCAUCGUACGUGGCUGAGAGGUAAUGCUAUGGAUAGACAAUGGCUAGACAAGACAUUCAACGUUUCUUGAAAAGUGCAACUCUUUUGUUUCCGCACGUUGAAUCAUUAACAAUCCAACUAUAUCUUGAUGUAAAGUUAGUAUACCCUUCUUGCGUGCGACGGAGGGCUAUAAUGUCUCUAGCUAUAAAAUGCGACAUUUGCGUCGUCGAGUGGCGGAUGAACUGAAAAUAGAUAUCGAGUGAUCUGAAUUUAGAUCUGUAGCUAUUGCCACAGCGAAUGGAUUGCGAUAAGAAUCUCCAUGAUAAGAAGCCUUCGAUAAAGUGAAAUUCUGUCUCACGUGUGACAUUACGGUGACGGCGAAAACACCAUUAGUCAUUUACUCUACUUGAAAAUUUUUGAUUCUAUCCGCGAAACGGUAUCUUUUUCUGAAUCGUAAAAAUAUUAUUUAUAGAAUCAUUCCAUUAUUUUUACUAGCAACAAUAAUAACAUACUUAAAGCAUAUGUUCUUAUGGAUUUAUAUCCAUAGCUCGACAAUAUCUUUGUUCAUGUAAAUAAUUGAAUUGAAUUGCAGAAAAAGAGUCAAGUUGGAAAGAUUAAAUAUCAUGAAUAAUUUCAUUCGACAAAUUGUACAACGUAGAUAUGUAAUCGUGUGACGAUACCGGGAAUGUAUAUUGCCUAGAGUUAAUCGACCUCUAGACUUAUCUAGUAAGACGUGACGUGAUCGCUAUAUCCUGGACGUCAACUCCGUAAUUCGUGUAAAACUAUCAUGACUUUCGUCAGGCCUCUCAAUCACGCCCCGCUCUAAUCUCAACUCAACAUCUGUUGAAUCGAAUUAAUCAGAGAGCGAAACCGACUUCUGAACUAGUCCCAGCAAAUGUGUGAGUCAGGUUCUCGUGACCACAAACGAGUUUUCUCGGUUUAGCUUCGAUAUGUGGGUGAGGGUGAGGGAGAAAUCAGACUGUCGAGAGAUCGCACAUACGAGAUCCUUGACGCCUGGCAGCCACGCGAAUUCUCACCGCGAGCCGAUUCCCAUUUCUCUUGCGUGAAGUCGUUGAUUCACGCGAGAUCGCGAACCAGGGAGUGAGAUUCCACGAAGGCGGACACGAGCGUGCAGCGGAAUCGCGAAAUCCCGUUCUUAUCACGUAGGCGGUAACACGUACCACGAUGUAGAGCCGGCUUUACGAAGCCGUCAGUUCCUCAUUGUCUUCCGUCCGAUAGGUCAGAGUAUCGUUCGUCGUACGUUUCCCGUCGCUUCGUCGCUUUCCCGUCGAUCGGCCAGAAGGGAAUGCACGGUCGUCGUUUACCGAAAGUGUCGAAUAACGUCGCUCUGUCGAUAGAUCGUUCCGUGUCAUUUCGAGAGUCAUGGCCUUCUCUGGCGAGGGACGAGACCCCUUGGAGAAUACUAGUCUUUAUCAGCGCGCCGACAGUGAAGACAGCGAUGCCGAGGGUGGUUUGGGCAACGUAAACAAAAUGGUAAUGCGACCACCUGGCCACAGCGGUAAAGCUAAGAAGGGCCACAUUUGCUUCGAUGCGACCUUUGAAACCGGCAACCUCGGCAGAGUGGACUUGAUCUCCGAAUUCGAGUACGAUCUCUUCAUUAGGCCUGACACUUGUGGACCCAGAUUACGCCUGUGGUUUAACUUUACCGUGGACAACGUAAAGGCGGAUCAACGAGUGAUCUUCAACAUCGUAAACAUCUCUAAAAGCGCCAAUCUCUUCCGACAAGGAAUGACGCCGUUAGUCAAGAGCAGCACUAGACCGAAAUGGCAGAGAAUACCGCGAGAACAGGUAUUCUAUUAUAGAUCUGCGCAGCAUCAGAAUCACUACGUGCUGAGCUUCGCUUUCGCAUUCGACCGCGAAGACGAUGUUUACCAAUUCUCUCUGACAUAUCCGUAUUCAUACACGCGUUACAUGGCGCACCUCGACAACUUAUGUAGCAGACUAUUAUACACGAGAAGAGAGACGCUGGCCGAGUCGAUCCAAAAGAAGAAUGUAGAGCUCGUGACUAUAACCUCCGACCUCGAAGACACGGAACGACCUAGAAAAGUGGUCGUCGUCCUCGCUAGAGUUCACCCCGGCGAGUCGCCGUCCUCCUUCGUGUGUCAGGGUUUGAUGGACUUCUUGGUCAGCGCGCAUCCAAUCGCUCAAGUGUUAAGAGAAUACGUGAUCUUUAAGAUAGUGCCGAUGCUGAACCCUGACGGUGUUUUUCUCGGAAAUUACAGAUCCACCGUGAUGGGAUUGGAUCUGAAUCGAUCCUGGAACUGCAUUUCCGAAUGGAUUCAUCCUACCCUGCUGGCGACUAGAGCGAUGUUGAAGUCGCUAGAUAAGAACUCGCAUACACCAUUGGAUUGCGUACUAGAUUUACACGCUCAUACCAACGCCACGGGUGUCUUCGUCUACGGAAAUACGUAUGAAGAUGUCUACCGGUACGAGAGGCACAUUGUCCUGCCGAAAUUGUUAGCUCAGCACGCGGAGGAUUAUGAAAUGGGCAACACCAUGUACAAUCAAGAUCCCAACAAAGGCGGAACCGCCCGCCGCUAUUUGUGCUCUAUCCUAAAGGAACACGUCAACUGCUACAGCAUCGAGGUUUCUAUGUACGGUUACAAUAAAAAGGGAAUUCCGGGUAUAAUGCCAUAUACGGAAGAAGGAUAUUACAGAUUAGGUCGCAAUUUGGCACGCGUUUUUCUAGAAUAUUACAAGCUCACUGGGCUUAUCCCAUCAGGACUUCCCGAUCAGCCAUCUAGUAAACGAGCGCGUCAGUCUCGGCAGAGACAUCGUCUUCCAAGGGAGCCCAGACCGAAAACAGUCCGAACUCCAGCGACCUUGCAUCUCGCCAGCAUCUACGAGUACUUCCGGGAGAAACCUGAGCCGCUCCCGAGCGCUCGUUACCGAUCGAUGAGCGGUACGCGGAUGGGACAGCAGCCCGGAACUGGAAUCGCGAGUGAAACUGGAACGGGCGUCGACGGCGGGUGCAGGAGCCCGAGCUACAGGUUCCGGAGCCCCGGGGCACCGCUCGACAGGGUGCAGACCCUGUCAAGGCAACCCGUCGCCGCCGCCGCCGCUGCCGCCGUCACCCCCGCCCCCGUUGAGCCGCGGCUCACCAUUAUCGAUUUCAAUCAGCUGACACGGGGCGGUUUGGAGCUCGCAGCCAACAAGAACAGACCGACGGCGACGGUCCCACGCAAGAGGAUCGUAAAGUCGCGUAGAUAACGAUCAUUUCGGUUAAGGAGUUAUCUUGGACGAAUCGAUUCUCCAACAUCUCCAAGGACGCGAAAAUCGAAUGUCGCGGUAUUAUUACUUCCUACAUAAGAGAAUUGCCUUGGCGUGACAACAUUAAUAUUGGUUCACGUGAAUGUAGGUGGACGAGUAGAUGAACCAUCGCAUCGAUUCGCGCUACUUUUGGUGUUGAAAAUAGAAGACUUCUCCACGAAAAGUGGAAACGCGGUUUGAAGAAUGCAGUUCGGAUGUCGCGUCCUAUUCAAUUGCCAAUACCAGUGUUAUUAAGAAACUUUCGCUUCUUCUUCGGAAUAACUUUCAACUUAAUAACACCAACGCGAUAAUAGUGCGCAUUUAUUCAAAGUAUUAUGCAAUACAUCUACUUAAAUAUCAAUUUUGAGUCUUCUCCUACAUUCUCGCCUUCUUAAUCGCCAAGGCACGAGAAUGUAUGUAUAAAUACAAAAGAUAUUAAUCAAAUUUCAUCACUCUGCAUGUUUCCAAUUUUCUAAUGUAAACGUUACGUUUUAUAUAGUUGUUUAUAUCGUUGUUGUUAAUAUUACAUGUUGUAUAACAUUAACUACUUUUACAUUCAAAAAUAAAUAUAUUAUACAAGUUAA